Molecule: messenger RNA, 1359 nt
Organism: Micropterus salmoides (largemouth bass)
Lineage: Eukaryota; Metazoa; Chordata; Actinopteri; Centrarchiformes; Centrarchidae
Gene: eef2kmt
Product: eukaryotic elongation factor 2 lysine methyltransferase
Exons: 8
Coding region: 41-949 (302 amino acids)
Source: RefSeq, a predicted model, not a curated record
CCUUGUGGGUAAUCGGGAAGUAAACAAAGGCACGUUGAAGAUGGAGCUUUCGGAGCAGAACCGAACUUCAGCCGUGAAAAGAUUAAAUAAGACGGAUAUUUUACGGGACUUUCAGGUGUCUUUUUUCGCUAUGAGACGUCUGGUUUCAUUUCCCUGGACUUUUUUAGAAAAAGACCUUGAAAGCAACAAAUCCUCAGACUUGAUUUCAGACAUCCUGAAACAGACGUGUCUUCACCCUCUGUGCCGGAAGUUUCCACCAUCAGUCAGGUUCAGGAGGCUGUUCCUCUCUGAGCUCAUCCGACGGCUAGAGGCUGUAGACGGUGACCCUCUGGACGAGCUGUACGAUGCUCUGGCUGAGGUGGUGGGAGCGGAAGAGACGGCCGAGUGCUACAAGAGCUACAUACUGCCCAGUGGUGAUGCUGUCAGUCUGCUGGAGAACGUAGCUCUGAUCUCAGAGGGGACCACCGGCCUGGUGACCUGGGAGGCCGCUCUCUACCUGGCAGAGUGGGCCCUGGAUCACCGGCAGGCCUUCGCUGGCAGGACGGUUCUGGAGCUGGGCAGCGGCGUGGGGUUGACCGGUAUCACCAUCUGUCGCUCCUGCAGCCCGCGCCGAUUCGUCUUCAGCGACUGCCACUUCAGCGUCCUGCAGAAACUGAGGAACAACGUCCAGCUGCACGGUCUGACCGAGCAGACGUCUCCUGCAGUCAGCGUGGAGGAGAUGGACUGGACGGCGGCGACAGAGGAACAGUUAAAACAGAUCGGAGCUGACGCUGUCAUCGCUGCAGAUGUGGUUUAUGACCCCGACGUUGUAGGAAGUCUGGUGAGUCUGCUGUCCAAGAUCCUGAGGUGUCCGUCCUCUGGAGUCCCCCCUGAGGUCUUCAUCUGCUCCACCAUAAGAAACCAGGAGACUUACGGUGGCUUUAAGCAGCAGCUUGACCCGUUAAAUUGACUCCCAUCCUGUGAGAAUACCGAGGAAAUGUCAGCCUCUAGGGUCACAGCUGGAUACUGAAGCGGUGGGAAUUUGAGGUGUUUAACAACUAAAAUAAAAACGUUAUUAUGGUGGGUAUUUUAAAGGCUGAAUCAAAGACUUUUUAGGCCAAAGAAAUAAUUAAAGAUUCAAUAAUUCUCCACCAGUGGCAGAGAAAUUAUGCUCAUGUUGGACUUUUCUGCAGGUCACGAUUGAGCCCAAUGCAAGAGUUUGCGUCCAGGUCACAUAUCCGCAAUGAACUGCCAACCCCAGCCAUAACCACCAUCUUUCCCUGAUUUUAACCAUGCCGUCCGUGGUACUCAAAGUAUUUUUAAAAACGUUAGCAUUGGACGUAAAACCACCAGUUCAGUAGAACAAAAACACGUGAAUGA